ACGUCCUUCUUCAGUCUCCUCUCCUCUGUAGCGACCGGAAGCGCGUCCAACAACUUUUGCAUUCGUUGUUUUUUUAAUAUAUUUUCUGCAGCGUUCUUCGUCUCAUUCGUUUUGCUUCCUCUUUUACAAACACAAUAAGAGCGCGUUUUAAGGAGCGGGUCGCACACCAGCAGCGUCAAGCAGCCUUUUACCCGGUGGUGAACAAACCCUGAAAUUGGCGCAGGAUGUAUUGACAUCUCCUCUUUCCUCUCUGAAAUGGAGCUCUGGCUGCAGGGCUCCUCUUGGAACGCAUCCACACUGUUCCACAACACCAGUAUGCCUCUAAACGCCACUGGGAAUUACACCAACGACCAGUUCAUGGAAGACAUCCUCCUCGAAAUCCUGGGUCCAAAACGAUCUCCCUUCUUCCUCCCCGUCACCAGUGUUUACCUUCUCAUCUUCAUCACCGGCUUGUCUGGGAAUGUGCUCACAUGUGCAGUGAUAGCAAAGCACAAGAAGAUGCGAAACCCCACCAACCUCUACCUGGUGAGCCUGGCCGCGUCGGACCUCCUUGUGCUGUUGUUCGGGAUGCCUCUGGAGAUCUACGACCUUUGGCAAAACUACCCGUUCCCCUUUGGCGAGGGCGGCUGCUACUUCAAGACCUUCCUCUUCGAGACGGUCUGCUUUGCCUCAAUCCUCAAUGUCACGGCUCUCAGCGUGGAGAGGUAUAUAGCCGUGGUGUACCCGCUCAAAACGCGAUACCUGUCGACCAAACAGCACGCCAAGCGGGUCAUCACCAUCGUGUGGGUGGUUUCGAUGAUAUGUGCCAUCCCCAACACCUCCCUGCACGGGAUCUUCUACCUCCCAGAGAGAAUGGAGGAGUCGGCUAUAUGCGCUGUGCUGAAGCCCCUGUGGAUCUAUAACAUGCUCAUGCAGAUCACCACUGUGUGCUUCUACUUUGUGCCCAUGAUGGUGAUUAGCGUGCUGUACCUGGUGAUGGGCCUUCACUUGUGCCGGGAAAGGCGGCAGCCCGGCGGGAACCUGGCGAAGAACUGUAGCAGUAUCAUUCGAAGGAAGAUCAGUGGGAACGGGCGCAGGAGACAGAUCAACAAGAUGCUCUCGAUCGUGGUGGCAGUGUUUGGAGUCUGCUGGGCGCCAUUCCACAUCGAGAGGCUCCUGUGGAGUUCCAUCAGCCAGUGGACCGAUUUGAUGUACAACAUUUAUCAGUACGUCCACAUCGUGUCGGGCGUCUUCUUCUACCUCAGCUCCGCAGUCAACCCCAUCAUCUACAGCCUGCUCUCCACGCGGUUCAGAGAGUGUUUCCGAGAACUCGUUUGCUCCCAGACGGAGGAUAACAAUUCUGUCAGAGAUUCGCCACCAUUCCCGAAGAUUUUAGUGGAACCCUCUGUCUCAAGUGGCAGAGCCCAGGCUGAAGGGAAGGACUCCAACACUUGCAUCCCUUUGCUGUCUCCUAACAUGACACUGAGCAUGGACACUGCGAUCCUCACAUGUGCAUGUAAAGAGACCUCUGUGUUCUAACUUAGACUAGAUUUGAAUAAGCUCACAAGCAACAGAGAAACCAUAGUUGGACAUUUUGGACACAGUCAAAUGAAAAAUACAUUUUAAUGUCUCCUUAUGUUAAUUAUUAAUUUAUCUCCUGUUACAUGCUAAAUGUAAAAGUGUUAUAUCAUAAGUGAGUAUUUUUCAGAAAAAUCCCUCUCUUUUCUCUCUUGCAAAAUGACUCAUUUUGAACUUUGUUCCAUAAAUGUAUCCAAUAAAAUGUGAUUUUGGGUUACGAUGCUAACCGACAUCAUAUAAACAAGUGGUGAAGCUAGAGACUUGUGUUUCCUCAAAAAACGACAAGUCUGGGUUUUAUGAGACCAAAAAGAUGUUUCUACACUUUGUACACAUUAAACAAAGGGAUAUAACGUGUUAAUUAGUGAGACUUAAAGGUGCUUAUUAGCGGAUUCAUAUCCUUGAUGCUAAGGUAACCGUCUGCUAGCUCCAGUGGUAUUGAUGUUCUCGUUUAACACUGCGAGAAAGUGAAGCUGUUUCUCAAAGGUUUUGAAUGGUUUCUUUAAACUUACAUGUCAUUAAAUAGCUUGUACGUGAAGUUUUGAUUAGUUUGUUUGCUAUGAAUCAUAUUAUUCAACAGUGCCUGCAUAUUUCACCUGCUGUCUUAUUCUGUGACUGCUGUAUGCCUUAGAAGUUCAAUCCAGAGGGGAACUGGGACAAUCCAAUCCAAUCUAAAUGAUGCAUGUUCUUGUUUUCUUUUUUUUUUUGUAUUUGGAAAAUUGAUAUGUUGCCGGGCAGCAAAAACAGGUCAACUGCUUCUUCUUGUGAACAAAGACUGUAAUGCUUCACUGUGAAAUUUUCCUAUUUUUUCUCAUGCACGAGAUGUCAUUGAAUGGUCAGCCCUUGUUCAAUGUGAUUGCAAAAAAAAAAGAUUUUGGCUUUUGUGAAAUGCCUGAUUUAAAAUAAAUAUAUGUUGAAGCUGUCCACACGUAGCUAUUAUUAUCUUUCAUACCCAUCGUAAUGCUUGCUGUUCUGUUUCUUUGAUGACUGACAUAUGAAUGCAGAAAUCAUCAUCAUGAUUGUAUUGUGUUAUUGUUGCUUUGUGGAAGGCUGCAUAAGCCUGUCAUUUAUCUCAAAUAGCAAGCCUCAACAAAAGCAGAGA
Anarrhichthys ocellatus (wolf-eel) is the source of this 2656-nucleotide messenger RNA. It is a transcript of the gene nmur3, whose product is annotated as neuromedin U receptor 3. Gene Ontology annotation, biological process: neuropeptide signaling pathway. Gene Ontology annotation, cellular component: plasma membrane. Gene Ontology annotation, molecular function: neuromedin U receptor activity. The transcript has 3 exons. Bases 256 to 1518 code for a protein of 420 amino acids. NCBI's taxonomy places the organism in Eukaryota, Metazoa, Chordata, Actinopteri, Perciformes, Anarhichadidae. The record is from RefSeq and is a predicted model, not a curated record.